GAUUUACUGGAUUUUAUGUAUUUUCAUAGAAAUUACAACACAACUGGAGGACAAAAUCAGCUCCUGAUAUAAGACAAACUAGGACAUAUGAACAAGGAAGUAUUAAAUAAAGCAGCAGAAAUUUUGAGAAGGAGAAGAGAAGGCUGGUCAACGAAAGAGCCAGAGCAAGAUCAAGAAGAGAAUAAAGAUAAUGAUAAUUGAGACUUUGGAGAUCAGAUAGAUUUUAAGUAUACAAAAAUGCCUUGAUUUAAAAUCCCUGUUGAUAAAACAGAGAAAUAUCGUGAAGCGUAUCUUAAGAAGAUGGAUAGAAGGACUAACAAGCUUGAGACUCACUAUGGGAGUGAGACCAAAGCUUCCGUUCUCAGUGAAUCACAAUGCUGAUGUAUCUCGAGAGGAAAUAUUAUAGAAGCGUUUGUAGAGAAAUAAAACUACCCAAUUACGAGGAAAGAAGAUCUUAACUUCUCAGCAACGCUUGGAUAUCUUAAAAUCACUCACAUUUGAGAAAAUAAAAAGAAACCCUCAUUAUUUAGCGCUUAACCUCUCUGAAAUUUAUAUGGCUCAGACCUAUGAUGUAUUAACAAUAAAGAACAAGGAUUUAUGACAAUGUAAAGCUAAGCAAUAGAAAA
Moneuplotes crassus is the source of this 626-nucleotide messenger RNA. The record is from the annotation of a GenBank genome assembly. NCBI's taxonomy places the organism in Eukaryota, Ciliophora, Spirotrichea, Euplotida, Euplotidae.